Molecule: messenger RNA, 1798 nt
Organism: Rhododendron vialii
Lineage: Eukaryota; Viridiplantae; Streptophyta; Magnoliopsida; Ericales; Ericaceae
Product: tubulin alpha-5 chain-like
Exons: 5
Coding region: 155-1504 (449 amino acids)
Biological process (GO): mitotic cell cycle; microtubule cytoskeleton organization
Cellular component (GO): microtubule; cytoplasm
Molecular function (GO): structural constituent of cytoskeleton; GTP binding
Source: RefSeq, a predicted model, not a curated record
CAAUCUUUUGGUUGAUGACCUCUGUAUCCCUCCUCCCUCUUUCUUCACAAAAUGUCUAAGCCUAAAUAUCUUCACCAAAAUAUCUUCUCACCCAUCCCCUCUUACUGGAAAAAGAUUGUAGAGAGAGAGGAAGAGCAGAGAGAGAGAGAAAGCGAUGAGGGAGGUGAUAAGCAUUCACAUAGGACAGGCUGGGAUUCAGGUGGGUAACUCCUGCUGGGAGCUCUACUGCCUUGAACAUGGCAUUCAGCCCGAUGGGAUGAUGCCUAGUGACACCUCAUUUGGUGUUGGACACGAUGCCUUUAAUACCUUCUUCAGUGAAACCAGUGCUGGAAAGCAUGUGCCUCGGGCAAUAUUCCUUGAUCUGGAACCAACCGUGGUUGAUGAAGUUAGGACUGGGACCUACAGACAACUUUUUCACCCAGAGCAACUUAUUUCUGGCAAAGAGGAUGCCGCCAAUAACUUUGCGAGAGGACAUUAUACAGUGGGGAAGGAUGUCAUUGAGAUAUGUCUUGACCGAGUGAGAAAAUUAGCAGACAACUGCACUGGUUUGCAAGGGUUUUUGGUGUUUAACGCCGUUGGUGGUGGCACUGGUUCUGGAUUGGGGUCAUUGCUUUUGGAGCGCUUGUCUGUAGAAUAUGGAAAGAAGUCAAAGCUUGGUUUCACCAUCUAUCCUUCACCUCAGGUUUCAACUGCGGUUGUGGAGCCUUACAACAGCGUAUUGUCCACUCAUUCCCUCCUUGAACACACAGACGUUGCUGUGCUCCUAGACAAUGAAGCUAUAUAUGAUAUCUGCAGGAGAUCCUUAGACAUUGAGAGGCCAACUUACACCAACUUAAAUCGCUUGAUUUCUCAAGUUAUCUCCUCGUUGACCACUUCCCUCAGGUUUGACGGAGCCAUCAAUGUGGACGUUACAGAGUUCCAAACUAACCUGGUGCCAUAUCCUCGCAUUCAUUUCAUGCUCUCAUCUUAUGCACCAGUGAUAUCAGCUGUAAAAGCAUAUCACGAGCAGAUAUCCAUACCAGAAAUCACCAAUGCCGUAUUUGAUCCCUCAAACAUGAUGGCCAAAUGUGACCCAAGGCAUGGGAAGUACAUGGCAUGUUGUUUAAUGUAUCGUGGAGAUGUAGUGCCCAAGGAUGUCAAUGCUGCUGUUGGCGCCAUUAAGUCUAAACGGACUGUUCAGUUUGUUGACUGGUGCCCCACUGGUUUCAAGUGUGGCAUCAACUACCAGCCACCAACAGUGGUACCUGGGGGCGAUCUUGCAAAGGUGCAGCGUGCAGUUUGCAUGAUAAGCAACAACACAGCGGUGGCAGAGGUUUUCUCCCGAAUUGACCAUAAAUUCGAUCUGAUGUAUGCCAAGAGAGCAUUUGUCCACUGGUAUGUUGGUGAAGGCAUGGAGGAAGGCGAGUUCUCAGAAGCACGGGAGGAUCUCGCUGCUCUUGAGAAAGACUAUGAGGAAGUUGCAGCGGAAGGCGUCGAGGAGGAAGAUGAAGGAGAAGACUACUGAAAUUUUGUCGGGAAAGAUGGAACAGAACUUUAUUAAUGCCUUAAGUAUAUCUUUCUCUUUUCAAUGUUUUUCUCGUUGCAUUUGCAGUUUGACUAGCAUUUCUUGUUUUUCUUUUUGCUUUUGUUGUUUGAAUUGUUGGCUUUGAGUUCAUCAUAUUCUGUGAUGGAGCGUUUGGACAGGACACAAAAAUCGGAUCAUUUUUCCUGUCGAGUUGGAACUUGAUUUUCGCGGAAUAUCUUUCUUCCGGUUAAACGAAACAGUUGUCUUGAUAUUCAACUGUCUUCUACUUGUCUC